Messenger RNA from Blastocystis hominis, 592 nucleotides. RefSeq lists its product as hypothetical. Gene Ontology annotation, biological process: ribosomal small subunit assembly; translation. The record is from RefSeq and is a predicted model, not a curated record. The transcript is spliced from 3 exons. Gene Ontology annotation, cellular component: ribosome; cytosolic small ribosomal subunit. Gene Ontology annotation, molecular function: RNA binding; structural constituent of ribosome. The coding region runs from base 252 to 560 and encodes 102 amino acids. Lineage: Eukaryota; Bigyra; Opalinata; Blastocystidae.
CUUUACCGCCUAUUCAUUUUGGAACAGUACGUUAUUUUCUAAGUGUUCUGCACGGAGGUGUAUUUUGAGACGAGUUCGGUCAAAUUCUAUUUCAAUUUGGAGAACAUCGGCUAACUUUGAUAUAGAUGGAAAGAAUCGAUAAGAGUAAGGGAACCACUGCUAAGGACGUCGAGGCUAUGAAGCUGAUCAAGGCUUACGCUGAGUACCUCAAGAAGAAGGGAACCGUCUCUCUCCCCAAGCUCCAUGACAUCAUGAGAACCAGAGUGUUCAGCGAGUACAGUCCGUAUGACCCUGACUGGUACUUCAUUCGUUGUGCCGCCAUUGCUCGCCACCUCUACAUUCGACCUGAUGUGGGCGUAAAGUCUCUUCGUGAUGCUUUCGGUGGUCGUCAUCGCAACGGAGUUCGUCGUCAGUACCACGAUCAUGCUAACGGAAACAUCAUCCGUCACUGCCUUCACAACCUGGAAGCUCUGGGACUCGUGGAGGUCGGCAAGCACGGUGGUCGCAGACUCACCAACGCCGGAUACAAGGAUCUGGACCUCGUUGCUAGACAGAUCUAAGUGAGCAGUAGAGCGGGUGCAAUAUGAACAUU